ACGGUUUAUGUCAAUAUGGCGUUAGUUAUCAUAUGUUGAUGAUGUUAUUGUUUCGCAAUAAUCUAUCGAUAAUUACCCAAUUUCGCGACCUUUCCUAAAGUGUUUUAACAGUUUCCUUCCGAGAAGAGUGUAAACUCACAGUGACGAACGUUGUUUUACGUACAUCCAACCCGGAAAUCACGCUGGAGGGAUCUAAUUCUUUGUCCCAAGAAUUCGAUUUUUUGGACCUGAUUUAAGUUACUUAUUAUGUUUCGACAUCUGUUUUUCAUGUCACGACUAAGCUCUACGUGCACUAGAGACUGCUCGGGACGGGGCGAAUGCUGGAACGGCACGUGCAUGUGUAACAUCCGUUUCACAGGGGAGCUAUGCGAUGGCCCCAAUUUACCAUACCACGCAGGCAUAGGUGGAGUGUUCUCGUUCAUAGGCCUGGUUUGUGCUAUUCAGUUGAUAAUGUGCUGCGCCUCUGAAUAUCAGAGACUGAAAGCCCCAAGUUUCCUGAGGGCUUGCAAGAUAACGACUCAGAAAAUGAUCUACCUGGUUAUGUGCUUUGCCAGUUUGAUCCGAGGAGCAUAUUUUAUAUUUCCAGACUCUUUUGAACAAGGUUGGUCCAGCAGUCUGUUAUCCUCAUACUACCCAUUGUUGAUGUCCAGUGCUUCUUUGAUUGUUUGUUUUUGGGCAGAGGUGUUUCAUGUACCGGGUGUUCACUACGAAAAGCCGCAGUUCAUAUCCAAGUCCUUUCUUGGUUUCGUCACCUUCAACAUCAUCUCCUACGGGCUACUUUUUGCCGAAUUUAUCACCACCCAGAUUGCAACGCCCCCUGCCGACGACCCUGGAUUCUACAGCCACCUGUUCAACGGCUGUUAUGCUGUCCUUAUGUUCAUAGUGGUAGUGUUCUUCUUGAUCUAUGGUGUAGAGGUGUAUUUCAAGGUUAGAGGCGGUUUUGUUACCAAACCACUACAGUUAGCCAGCAGUACCCCUCAGGAAUCGGAGCUCCUCAAAUCUGACAGUGACCUAAAACCAAAAAUCAAUUCGUCUCAGUUACAUCAAUCCCGCAUAGGAUUACUCAGUCAAGCUUUGAUGCUGAUCGUUAUUGCUGGAUUUUUAUUUUCCGAAACCUUGAGCGAAUUCUGGAAGGCCAAAGUACCGAUCAAUUCCAGAAACUUGCACGACGUCGUUUUCAGAGUGGUGGAAAUCGGAGUAGCUAUAUGGUUCCCCGCUGUACUCUGGAACUGUAUGCAACCAUCCGAACUAUGGAUCCUGAAUCCCAGAAAGUUGCUUGCCAAAAUCGACCCGUCCAAAGGUAUAGAAACCGAAUUGAGCCAAGUAGACGGCAAACCUUCUACAGGUACAGAAGACGACGAAGCCUUUCUGGACAAGAGAGAAUGCUGGAUUUGUUAUGACGGUGACAAAAACGAACCUCUCAUUCAACCUUGUGACUGUACGGGCGAUGUGUCCAGUGUUCAUCAUGAAUGUCUCAGAAUGUGGUUGAUGGAAAGUAGUUCUUCGUCCAUCGAACCGCCCCACUGCAAAGUGUGCAAAUACCAGUAUCAGAUCUGCCAGAACAACCAGCUCAAGUGGGACAAGGCUUUCACCGCACGCCACUGGGGCAGCACCGCCGUCAUUGUCACGUGUAUCUGCGUGACAGUGGCGUGCGCCUGGAUCGUCAUCCAGCUCUAUCAAAAUUCGUACAUUCGCAUGGCGGCUGCCAGCGUGGCCCUGAUCAUAAUCUACGUCUGCAUUAGAUUUCUUGGUCAGAACACACUCAGCGCUUACCAACGCGCCAAAGUGGCAGCCCUGCGCAUCGGCGAUCACGUGACAACGAUCAGCGCUAACGUCACUGGUGAACCAUCGACUCCACAAAGCGUAGAAGCCAGUCUGUAAAAUCUAUACACGCCACUGGUUUUUCCUUUGGAUUUUUCUCGAUAUUACCGUAAUUUUUAUUUGUUAAUUUAUUUUUAGGUUUUGUUAAAUUAAUUUUAUUUUUUGACGUUUUUCGCAAACGUUAUUCAUAAUGUUGUAAAUAUUCUUUUAAGUAAGGUUAGAAAUCUCAGAAAACACAUACAAUAAAAUGCUUAGAGCAUCACAGAAGGAUCGGUAGGUGAUACGAAGGCAGAAAUAAGCUAAAAAAAUAACGAUUUAGGUGUAUUAGAGAGCCAGUACAUAUUUUUACAUGUGCUUUAUAAGGAAAAACGAAAAGAAACAUGUUUUUCGUUUAAAAUAAUAAGUUUUGUGAUAUAUUUUUCGGCUCAAGCUGUUUAAACUAGAAUAAUUAAAUAUGUGUAUAGAUACAAAAAUUUAGAGGAUACCCUCAGUAUUACAAUCCCAUAAGCAGUUUACGCGGUAUUUCAAUAAAAACAGCGUCAUAGACGGCUGAGAACUGUCAUUUUAGUUCAAGCUUUACUGUGUCUCUGUUAUUUGAAGUUUUUAUUAGAUUUCGUUAACUUGGGGUGAAACUCGAAUAUUAAUGUUAUUUCUACACGCCUACUGUGACGUUGUUUUUAUUCGUUUACAUCGGGGAAAAAAGGCGUCAUGGUGGUCUUUGACCGGACGAUUGAUGGCAGGUUUCCGUCGCACCGGUCCUUUAAUAUGUUACAUUUAAUAUGACAGUUUUUUUAUUAAUUAUAUAAAUAAUAUAUAGUAAAAUAAUUAUAUAGUAAAACCCCAGAAACGCGCCUAUGAAUUUUUUUGCUAAAGUAUUAUUGAAAAUUUUGCGUUUUUCUCAACAUUUUUUGGUAAAUUUAAAAAUAUAUCAUCCCUUAAAAUUUUUGCAGUUGUUUAAAACACACCCUGUAUUAAAAGUAAUCGACUCUAGAAAAAUUAUCGUGUAUUGUUAUUUCAAGGACUACCGUGACACCGUUUUUUCCCACCUCGCUUAUCAUAUAACUGCUUGUUCUAAAGCAUACAGUAAUAAUAAAAAAAUGUUAUUGAUCUAUUUGUAUUAAUAACAAAAAAAAUCAAAUCAAUAAGAGAAACUGUUAUAAAUUGAGUAGUUUUUCAAACAGUUUAGAAAGUUUUAAACAAUUAGAAGUAGUUCUUUUGAACGUUUAGAAGUAGUUCUAAUAAACCACCCCGUAUAACAAUUUGCCAAAAAAUCACACUGAUCUACCGCGCGGUAGUUCGUUUGACUCAUCAGUCGUUUGCCAAAAUAAAAAUAUGGGAAAUUGUUUUGAUGUACUUGUUUCACUCUGUAUAUUUUAAGGCUUUGUACAUAGUAUUAUAUAUUAUGCUUGUUCCUUGAUGAUGUAAGAAAUUAAUUGAAUAAAGACUAUGUGUAUAUGGAA
Molecule: messenger RNA, 3281 nt
Organism: Sitophilus oryzae (rice weevil)
Lineage: Eukaryota; Metazoa; Arthropoda; Insecta; Coleoptera; Curculionidae
Exons: 9
Coding region: 247-1881 (544 amino acids)
Molecular function (GO): zinc ion binding
Source: RefSeq, a predicted model, not a curated record